Molecule: messenger RNA, 2133 nt
Organism: Paramecium sonneborni
Lineage: Eukaryota; Ciliophora; Oligohymenophorea; Peniculida; Parameciidae
Source: the annotation of a GenBank genome assembly
AUGAAAAUUAAUCAUCUCAAUACUGAAAUUUGUAAUUAUUGGUUUUAUAAUUACAAGAAGAUAAACUAGAUCUUGAGAAUUAAGGUCAUUCUGUUAGAUCUCUAUUAAAAGUGACUGAAUAAGAUCAAGAAAUCAUUUUAUAUGAAAAUUAGAACUCAAGGACAUAAAGAUAAAUUGAUCAUUAAAGUUUUGCAAGUAUAAUUAUUGAAUCAAAAAAUAAGUAUUACCUCUAAAUAAUUAGAUUGAGUACAACUAGCAAUCAUCUAUAAAGAAAGAAGGCAGUUAGUUUUCAAACUAAUAAACCCAUGCUUAAUUAUAAAGAUGAGAGUCCAGUUUAGUCUGAAAGUGAAAAUUCGAUUGAAAAUAUUGGGUUUAGCAAUUUAAUUUGGAAAAAAAAAGCUUUAGAGAUCUUGAUGAUUACAUUAAGAUUUAUAAGCUUUAUUACAAAAUCAAAUUUUGCAACAAGCUUUAAAUUAAUUAAGAAAAAUGUUUUUGACAUAAUAGGAGAUGUUUCAGCAGAGUUUGAAUUUUAUCAACAGAGGAAUUUCUUUAAAUAUGAAGUAUAUAUAUAAAUAUAUUAUUAUUAAUAUUAGAAACCUACUGGAUAUUAGAGAUUGGUAUAUUUUUUAAGUUAGAGUAUUAUAGUUCCUAUAAGGAAGACAAAAUUAUUAAAAAUUUAUUUUGGGAAUUAGAAAAUAAUUUUAAGACCAGAAUCUCUUGCAUCUAUUUGGUGGAAUAUUUAUAUAUUAACAAUUUUGAAUAUUAAUGUGUUAUAUGUUUCAGCCAAAAUAGCUUUUAAAUUUGAUGAUAGCGCAAAUGAUGAACUUUAAUAAGCCAGAGAAAUUAUUUUUGAUGUAUUGCCCUCUUAUUCUUUUAUGCUUGAAAUAUUAUUGAAAUUCAAUACAUGUUAUUAUAAUAAAGGAGCAGUGGUAGAGAAUAGAUACCUGAUAGCAAAGAAUUAUUUUAGAUCAUGUAAUUAGAUAUUUAUAUUUGAAAUUUAGCUUUUAUGUUUGAUAUAUUUGUAAUAAUUCCAUAUUUUGUAAGUUAAAGAUUUGAUUUGGAAUAUUUAGAUUUGGUAAUAAUAUUAAAAGUGUUUUAAAUAAAGAAGUUUUCUCAAACAUUGUUUGAUAGAUUGGAAUUAACAGCAAUACAGAUUGUUAUAUUUGAUUUAAUAAAAUUAGUAUAUACAAUAUUAGCAGCUGCUCAUUUUUCAGCUUGUCUUUGGUUUUUAGUAGGAUCGACGGGAGAUCCAAAUUUGAAUUCAUGGGUUAAAGUAUAGAAUAUAGAGGAUGAACAUUGGUUUUAUUAAUAUAUGCAUUCAUUUUAUUGGAGCAUAAUAACUAUGACAACUAUAGGUUAUGGUGAUAUAACACCAUAAAAUUUAAGAGAAAGAGUAUUUGCAGUAGGGAUGGCAUUAUCAGCAGUAGGUGUAUUUGGAUAUUCAAUAGGGAAUAUAAAUACAAUAUAUGCAGAAUGGAAUAGAAGAAGUUUUUAGGUGAGAACAGAUAUGAAUAAUUUAAAAAAGUUUAUUCGUAUAAAGGGUAUUAAUAAACACUUAGCAGAAAAGAUUAGAAAAUAUUUUGAGUAUUUAUGGAGUGAUUAAAUGGAAGAUAAUGAUAGAGAAGUAUUUAAAUUUAGUGAAUUGAUUCCAAAAUAAUUAGCAGAAGAAAUGAAAGUAGAUACAAAUAUGAAAUUGAUAUCUAAAAUAAAUUUCUUAGCAUAGAAUUUUAGUGAAUAAUUUUUGAUUUAAUUAUCAAAAACAAUGGUAGAAGAGAAGUUUGUACCAGAAUCUAGAAUUUAUUAGGUAAUUAUAAUAUUUGGAGAAAGUUAGCAAAAUGAUCCAAGUGAUUAUUUAUAUAUUCUUUCAAAUGGAAGUCUAUCAUUUUAUAUAACAAUGAACAAUAAGUAAUAAACAGUAAAGAUAUUGGAGACAGUAAAAUAGGAAGGAAUACCAUUUGGUGUUUUAGAGUUCUUUUAGUCUUAAGCCUAUUAAAUGUCAUGCAAAUCAAAUCAAUUCUCAUAUGUUUUAAAAAUAGACAGAUCUUAAUUUAUAGAAAUUCUCAAGCAACAUUAAAAUGAUUAUGUAGAAAUCUCGAUUGUAUUAUUAAUAGUAUAAGUAUUGUGAAUUAGUGU